Messenger RNA from Phaedon cochleariae (mustard beetle), 1452 nucleotides. Lineage: Eukaryota; Metazoa; Arthropoda; Insecta; Coleoptera; Chrysomelidae. The record is from the annotation of a GenBank genome assembly.
AUGGCUAGCGAUAUCCAGAAAUCGGUCCUUUUGACUUCAUUUCAUAGUGGAAAGAAAAGAGUCAAGAUAAUUUUACACAAAGGAAAUAUUGUUUGGGAUAAUGAAAAACUUCCUUCUGAUAAAAAAAGUGUGCCAAUUGAAAAUGUGAUAUCUGUGGAAUAUAAUUACAAAAGUUGUCACCCCAGCGAGAUCAGACAAAUAGAUCCUCUAUCGUUCACAAUUCAUUAUGCUGAAAGGGAGUCGGGACCGAAAUGGAUUUACAAAAAGUUACUAUUAAAACAUACAGAUCCCCAACAGGUUUCAUCGUGGGUGAAAACUUUGCAAGCUCAUUUGAAAGGUUUUGAAAAACGGCCGAAACAUUUGCUUCUGUUUGUCAAUCCGUUCGGUGGCAAACGGAAUGCCAUGCAGAUCUACGAGAAAUUCGGAAAGCGAUUAUUUGAUGUGGCUGGCGUUGAAGUCACAGUCAAUGUUUCACAAAGGAAAGAUCAGAUCAAGGAUUACCUGAUCAGCCACAACCUAGAGUUUUUCGAUGCCGUUGCUUGCGUGGGUGGUGAUGGGACUGUUUCUGAGUUGUUCAACGGGUUAGUUUUAAGGGAAUGCCGACAGAAUGGAAUCGAUGCUGAUGAUAUUAAUCAGUCGCUGCCAAAACCGAAGAUUCCAAUUGGUAUCAUUCCCGGUGGAAGUACUGACACAAUAGCCUAUUGCAUUCAUGGUACGACAGAUGUAACGACUGCUGUCUUACAAAUAAUAUUCGGGGAUUCAAUAGGAUUAGACUUAGUUUCUGUAUAUGAUGAACAUACUUUACUACGUUUGUUCGCCAGCGUACUUAGCUAUGGUUAUCUGGGAGAUGUCGCCUACCACAGCGACCAAUAUCGGUGGAUGGGACCCCAUAGAUACGACUUCUCUGGCUUCAAGAAACUGGUAGGGAACAAGGGAUACCGAGGAGAGAUCGCCGUCUACUCGGAGAACGAGACUGUCGCCGAGGAACCUUGCCGAGAGAACUGCGCCCGAUGCCGGUCGAGCGGCAGCCCGAACGCGGCCGAUUUGGCCUGCAAAUGGCGCACGAUAUCCGGCAACUUCUUCAUGAUCAGCGGCGCGAACAUCAGCUGCGCGUGCAGCCGUAGUCCCAGAGGCAUCGCGCCCUACAGCCACCUAGGCGACGGAAUGCUGCACCUGGUGCUGGUCAGGCACACCAGCGUGCUCAACAAUCUGCGGCUGCUGCUGCGGUUGUCGAGCGCCAAUUCGAAGGUGGACGAUUUGCCCUUCGUAGAGACCUUCACGGCCAGGGAGUUCUGUUUCAGGGGGGACGAGCGGGGCAGCAGGUGGAACUGCGACGGCGAGAUCCAGCACCAGACGAACAUCCGAGCGAAGGUUAGAUGUCAAUUGCUCACGAUUUUGAGUAGAGGAAGUCCAAUAUGUGAACCUGUCCAAUCAAAAUGUUGUGGAAUCUGA